ACGAAACAGCAUCAAAAAGCGGCGCAGGAGGCGGUGCUUUGGGCGACGGCGUUGGCGAGAGCCUCAGUUUUCGACCCGCACACCCCGUGCGAAGGACAUGGCGGCCGCGGUGACUCCGAGAAGUUGAAAAACCACCAAACCCUUCUGGCCGCUGGCCCGCCGACGCCGAAACUGAAACACAAGAGAACCCUCCCCACAACAAAACGAACACCCUCGCGUUCGCCCAGGACUACGCUUCGAGAAAAGAAAACAAGCAAAAACAAGAAAGACAAGCCGACUACAAGCGGACGGACUACAGACGCAGGGUGCCGACCAAACGUCCGGAGAGACUGAACAAGAAACACAAAACGACCUCGACACGACGACUUGGUUCCCUUGGCACCCCCCGUGAGCGGAGCCAAGAAUCGAGCCCCCUUGGCGGCGGCAGCAGGAGCAGCAGCUAGCGUUUGCAGCGACGCCGGUGGCCAAGAAGGAAGGAGCCCAGCCCGGCGCCAUGCUGAGUGCAGAGCACCACGAGGCACCCGUGCCCUCGCCGGGCCUCAACAUGGAGCACGGCUUCAUCCGCAAGAUCGAGGCCAACCAGAUCCACCGGCACUAUCAGAUCAAAGAGGACGCGAUAAAGCGGAACGAGACGGCUAAACUGGCCCGGAGGGUUGGGAUGCCCAACAAGUCCACCAAGCCCACUAUUGAGAUUUACAGACCGCCAGGUGUGAGGGUGUCUGAUGUGCCCCAGCACGCGGAAGUGGAGCAUGUUCAGCACCACCAUUACCACCAGCAAGGCGGUCCUCUGCUCAACGGCGCAAACGGUAUUGGCGUACCCCAGCCCAACGUCAACAGGGCGGUGCACUUCCAGGUUCCCCCCGUGGUCACGUCGAGCAACGGGUUGAACAAGGAGGCGCCGGUGAUGGGCAAGAGCUCCCUGCGGCGCUCCAAGAGCUUCAGCCACGACGAGCCGGCCCCUUCGGCCCUUGAGCGCACUAGCUUUCCCGCCGAGUACCAGGCCCUGCUCAAGAGGGCGCUCCACGACCCGAAUGCGCUGAGUUCGCAUCAGCUGAUGGAGCUGGUCCGGGCCAUUUGCAGCAAGGCAACUGAGGGAAUCCAGGACGCGGAACCGGCCGCACAGCUCUGCCUCACCAUAAUCGAAAAGGAAAGAGGCGAGACAUUCCUGGAGAGCCUGCUGAGUGCCUGCCGCGAGUGGUUCAACGAGCGGGACAAGCUGCUCAGGCCCGAAGUGCAGCUGCAAGGGGGCGCCUCGCCUCGUCGCUGGACGGCCUACGUCUGCUUUCUGGCGGAGCUGCUCUUGGGGCUUCGCGGUCGCAACGGCAGCGGUGGUGCGGCGGGCACCGGGGGCCGCACAGCCAGCCGCACCCUCUGCCUCCUCAUGCUCCUGUGCGACUGCUGCCACAUCAUCCUCAGGCCACCCUCCCUCUGCAACCCCACUGAGAUGGAGUGUCUGCGCUCGGUGCUGACGAUUGCUGGCAAGGCGGUGCAACGCGACGCGCCCCAGCGCAUGGCGGCCCUCGUGUCCCACAUGCGGGAAGCCUUUGUGCAGCAGUGCCUGUCGGCCAACGGGCGGAAGGUGUUGCUCGAACUCCUCGAGCUCCACGCUUCGGGCUGGCAGCUGAAUCUGCCUCAGAGGCUCUACUACUUCCCUUACACUAGCCUCGAGCACCGCAAGUAACCUCCCCUACUCCAAAACCUAGAGUAGUAGCGUUCUCCUCAAUCUCCGCAGUUGGGCGAGUGGCCCCCUUUUUGCGUGACUUGUCCCUUCUCGGCCGUGUAUUGCGGCAUCUUUCCAAGCCUCCUUUACAAGCAGCAGCUGUGUCCUCUUUUACAGGAGCCCGUGUGUCCUUGUGUCCUUUCCCCUUUCUUUCUGGGUUUUGAGUGUGCUGUCUUUCCACCGUGUGCGUUCCGUGACUGUGCUGCGACUUAACCGCGACAGUCGAGCAGGUGGGCGACUGGAUUCAGAGUGCAGUGCGACGUCUCGGCGGAACGUUGUCGGGACCACCAGCCUUCUCAAGGUUACAUCGAAAGAACCGGAGUCUCCGGUUUCGGUUCGAACUGUGCCGCGGUCUCGACAAAACGUCGGGGCCGGCAGUGAAAGCUCCGGAAGCUGCCCAAAGCUACGUUCAAGGCUUCGUCGCAAUAGAAAACUUCGUUGACCAUCUACGACAGCUCCACAGACACACUUUUCGGAAGCAAAGUUUGUGUCGAAACAUUGCAGCUGUGGCGAGGACACUUCCGAGCACUUCUGGCCUCGGUUUACAAAGCCGCUCAUCGAGUCGCUCGGCUUGUGCUUCCUCUAAAAAACAAAAAAUAAGUGUUUUCUUCCAGCACUCUGAAUCGGUCCAUGAUAUCUCUAAGUUUGUUCCUCUCAGUUCUGUUUCUGCCGUCUGCCGAUCCACCUGUUUUUGAGUUGCCGUGCUACAAGUUUGACGACGAGCUACUCGAAAGUGACGAGCGUUCCGAUUUCAGUGUAGCGCAGUCGGACGGUAUGCCUGGAUCUUUCUAUUUGUCCUGGUGCUCAUUAGUUCGGGCGCCUCUCUGGCGGGUAGACCGCGGGUCUGUCGUGUCGCGCAGUGACGCGAUGCGAAUGACAACGGCCAGUCAGGGCUGACCAUUAUUGUGUUUAUGCCGUCUUCCAUGUAGAAACAUCUUCCAUUGGAAGCAUGUCGCUCAGUCCUCUCAAGAAGCUUUGCUCUCUAACGUGCAGUUUUUGCGUCAGAUACCACCUCACUCCUCACCACUUCCUCCUUUUUUCCUCGCGACGACACCGAAAUGUAACCGACUAGUUCGCGGUGUAUUGAAGGCGUCUUCUAGUCUUUUAGUAAGCGGAAAUCCAAGAAAGCAGCUAUCCAAGUUGCCCUCUGGUUAUUGGAGCAAACGUGAGCUGGUUCUUUCCAUACAUUGCCCAAGACAAGAGACAACAGCACUGUCAGUUUUUUUUGUUUUUUUCUAUUUGUACCAGAGAAGAAAUAAGCCUAUCUCUGACAUUUUCUGCAUAAUACUACACCAUUUUUUUUCAACGUGUGAUGUAACGAUUCCUUCACACUUCGCUACUCGCAUGCAGAAUGGCGGAACGAAACCAAGUUUUCAUCACGAUAGCUCAAACGAUGCGCAAGGGGGCAAACUCAACGAGUGUUUCUGGAAUCCCCCCCCCGAGACAUCAAACACUCCUGAUCGCGCCACUAUGCAAGCCCGGUUUGCGUUUCCUUCCGCAAGCUCCUUAAACUGCCCGACCUCAACCUGCUGAUCCGUGCUAGUUGUAGUACUCUCUCCGAGUCGAGCGACGUAUCCGAGAGCGCUUUCAAACUCCCCGCCCCCCAAACGUUCGCCAAAAAACAAUCCAUGCAAGUUGCGAUCUAACCAAAGCUUUAGGUCGCUGCGCCGUCGCCACGAGGCAACCUGCCAGCACUUUUUCUUUUUAAACUGUCGUGCGUGCGUGUUGUGUGUUUGUGCGAGUGUCUAUGAAAGGAGUGUGAAUUGACACUGCAAGAUACCUUGUUGGUGCUUCGAAAGUUUUUUUUUUCUCUGUGUUUGUGUUUUGAUAGUUUUUGGUAUGGCCUGUGAUAAAGACAGUCACUGUGUUCUGGCUUUCUCUUUUUCGGGCGGGGUAAAAUAAAUGAAACGAGACAUUUCCGGUGGCUAAACUUUUCUUGCACCACGACGUUGGGUCCGAUAACCUCUUAACGCCCCUAGUCAUUUUGAUAGCAGCUCGUUUUAGCGGUUAGGCAGUAGGCACUACAGCAUACGCUAUGGAAUCUCGUAACGUGCGUUUCUGGACUGCAUACUAUGCUAGUUCAGGCGCACGAUGCCAACUUAGUUCUUCGACUGGAAUCCUUUCAUGUGUUAGGGCGCAGUUUAGGGGUAACUUACUACGAGCAAUGAAACGCAUAGCAAUAAGACUGUACCAUGCUCUCUCACUCUCGCGCUGUAAACAUAAAAAUAAUAAAAAAAAAAACGAAAAAAAAAACAAGCAACUAAGGUGCCAAUACUCUUCAAGCAGUCAUUUGUAGAUUACUAUUUACAAAUAUACUGUUUUCUUUUCUUUUGUAUUUGAUGCAACUGAAUAAACUUCUAGUAUUAUGGUAGUA
This is a messenger RNA of Ixodes scapularis (black-legged tick), 4094 nucleotides long. RefSeq names its product MIF4G domain-containing protein A. The transcript has 9 exons. Gene Ontology annotation, molecular function: protein binding; RNA binding; translation activator activity. Gene Ontology annotation, cellular component: cytosol. The record is from RefSeq and is a predicted model, not a curated record. The coding region runs from base 494 to 1681 and encodes 395 amino acids. Lineage: Eukaryota; Metazoa; Arthropoda; Arachnida; Ixodida; Ixodidae. Gene Ontology annotation, biological process: regulation of translational initiation.